Schistosoma turkestanicum is the source of this 856-nucleotide messenger RNA. The record is from the annotation of a GenBank genome assembly. NCBI's taxonomy places the organism in Eukaryota, Metazoa, Platyhelminthes, Trematoda, Strigeidida, Schistosomatidae.
UGUCAAACCAAAUGUUCAACAUAAAUUUCCCUAGUACGAGCAGCCUGAAUAUUGCGUUACUUAUAGGCGCCAAGUUUAUAUACUGUCAUGCCCCCAAAGCUCGACCCUACAGCUGUCACUUAUUGUUACUUAAGAGUUAUUGGUGGUGAGGUCGGUGCCACAUCGUCUUUGGCUCCUAAAAUUGGUCCGCUCGGUUUGUCUCCAAAGAAAGUCGGUGACGAUAUUGCAAAAGCCACUCAGGAAUGGAAAGGUCUACGUAUAUGUGUCAAACUGACUAUCCAGAAUCGACAAGCGACAAUCAGUGUUAUCCCCACAGCCUCUUCCCUUAUCAUCAAAGCCCUUAAGGAAGAGCCUCGUGAUAGAAAAAAAGUGAAGAAUAUAAAACACAAUGGAAACUUGACAUUUGAUGAGAUAAUCGAAAUUGCACGAACAAUGAGGCCUAGGAGUAUUGCACGUGAACUGUCAGGAACAGUGAAAGAGGUAUUGGGGACGGCACGUUCGGUUGGUUGUACUGUUGAUGGAGAAUCCCCACAGGUUAUUAUAGAGAAGGUAAAUGCUGGCGAAAUAUCAGUACCAGCAGCAUAGAUGUGAAUAAACUUUUGAUCAUUCCAACUAAUUGUGGGCUAGUUCCAUUUGAUGAAAAGCCUUCCAUACAGAGCUCAAAUCCAUCAAGGGAUCCGGUGGUAGGAAUUAUUCAAUUUGCUUGAAUAAAAUUUUACACAUUUGAAAUCAUCAAUCAAUCAUUGUUAGAGGACCAUUAGAAACCUGGAAGCAAUGGAUGAUGGCCAUUUCGUCCUAGUAUGGGACUCAUCAUCUAAUUGAAUAAAAUUUAUCAUUCAUUUGAAAAACAGACAUU